AUGUCCCAAGACCAUAGACAACUUACAUUAGAUAUUGUCUCUCACUGCAUCAGGGAUCUGGUUAACACCGACCCAUCAAUAAAGGUAAAACUCAUAAUCUCUCAUAUUACAGGAAAGUGUGGUUAUAAUAUAUCGUACAGGAAAGUGUGGAUUGCAAAGGUAAAGGCCAUAGAAUCCCUAUAUGGAAACUGGGAGACAUCUUACAAUGACCUUCCACAAUGGUUAUUGGUAAUGAAAACAUAUCUGCCUAGAAUGAUAAUAAACUUGGAAACGUUACCUGCAUUUUCAAACGAAGGAAGCCAGUUGGGUGAUAAGAUGAUAUUCCAUCGUCUAUUUUGGGCUUUUCAACCGUGCAUCCAUGGUUUUGCUUAUUGCAAGCCAAUUGUGCAAGUCAACGGAACAUGGUUGUAUGGAAGGUACAGAGGGACCUUGUUGAUGGUAGUGGCGCAGGAUGGGAAUGGUAACAUUUUUCCAAUUGCUUUCGCUAUUGUCGAGGGUGAAACCAAGGAUGCUUGGAGUUUUUUCCUUCGCAAUCUAAGAAACCACGUAACACCCCAGUCCAAUCUAUGCCUAAUAUCAGACAGACAUCCAUCGAUUAAAAGUACCUAUGAUGAUCCUGCAAAUGGAUGGCAAAAUCCUCCGUCUUCACAUGUCUACUGCAUUAGGCAUAUCGCGCAAAACUUUAUGCGUGCGAUUAGAGAUAAGGAACUACGUAAAAAACUCGUCAACAUGGGAUAUGCAUUGACGGAGUCAACGUACAACUACUAUAGAACCGAAAUUCGACAGACAAAUAGAGAUGUUUUGGAGUGGAUUGAAAAUAUCCCCAGGGAGAAGUGGGCAAGGGCGUUUGAUAGAGGACAACGAUGGGGACACAUGACGACUAACCUUGCCGAAGUAAUGAACUCUGUGCUAAAGGCAACCCGAAACCUUCCAAUAACUUCUUUGGUAUCGGCCACAUAUUUUCAGAUGGGAGCAUUAUUUGGUCAACGUGGCCAUGAAUGGACAAAGAGGUUGACAUCAGGACAAACUUUUACAGACAAGUGUAUUAAGGGGAUGACUGAAGAAGUCAACAAAGCAAGCAGUCAUAAUGUUUAUCAGUUCGACCAGGAGAGAUUCUAUUUUAUGGUGGCCGAAAGAAUAAAUCGCAACGAUGGUCGACCAACUGGUACUUACGGUGUUGAUCUACGAAAAAGAACCUGUGAUUGCGGAAAAUUUCAAGCGUUUCAUUUGCCUUGCUCACAUGUGAUUGCAGCAUGUUUUCAAGAUUCAACAUGUUUUUAA
Molecule: messenger RNA, 1281 nt
Organism: Vicia villosa (hairy vetch)
Lineage: Eukaryota; Viridiplantae; Streptophyta; Magnoliopsida; Fabales; Fabaceae
Exons: 2
Coding region: 1-1281 (426 amino acids)
Molecular function (GO): zinc ion binding
Source: RefSeq, a predicted model, not a curated record